UAUACCAAACCUAAACCUCUCUUUCCUUCUCUUUCUCUUUACUUUUUUUUUCUCAUCCCCAAAAAAUAUCUCUCUGUCUCUAUAUCUCCGAUCAAGUAGUGUUUUGCUCUCUUCGCGAGCAGCUUCGAUGUCUCGUAGUUGCUCACAGUGUGGAAACAACGGCCACAACUCCCGCACUUGUCCCACAGAAAUAACCACCACCGGCGACAACAACAACAACAACAACGGCGGUGCCGGAGAGAAAGGCAUCAUGCUAUUCGGCGUCCGCGUCACGGAAGCUCCGUCACGUUCUGUUAGAAAAACUGUCAGUAUGAACAAUCUCAUUCAACUCGAUCAAACUCUCGAUUCUAACGGCCCUGUUGAAGACGGUGGUGGUUACGCUUCAGACGACGUCGUUCAUGCUUCCGGUAGUAGAAACCGUGAACGCAAACGAGGAACUCCAUGGACAGAGGAUGAACAUAGAUUGUUCCUCACGGGACUGCAUAAAGUUGGAAAAGGUGACUGGAGAGGGAUCUCAAGAAACUUCGUGAAAACUCGAACUCCGACUCAGGUAGCGAGUCAUGCUCAGAAAUACUUUCUCCGGCGAACAAAUCAGAAUCGUCGCCGUCGUAGAUCUAGCCUCUUCGAUAUCACUCCUGACUCGUUUAUAGAAUCUAUACAAGAAGAGAGUCAAAUGCAAACACCACUUGAAGGGAUACAUCUAGGAUCUAAACUAAACCGUUCGGUUCCGGUUCCGGUUCCGAUUCCGAUUCCACCGUCGAGGAGAAUGGCUGGUCUUAACCUUAGCAAGAAAGCUCCAGCGACAACUACGGAGAAGAUGUUUCCGCUGUCGUUGAAUCUUUCGUCGACGUCUUCCUCUUCAUCGUCCAAUGAACAGAAGGCACGUGGGGGAUCACGUGCUUCGGGGUUCGAGGCAAUGUCGAGUAAUGGAGAUAGUAUAAUGGGAGUGGCUUGAUGAAGAAGAUAAUGUUUUAAUUAAUUUAUAUACUAUAUAAAGAUAAAAAGAUCUAAUGAUGAUGAUGAUUAAUGUGAAAAAAUUGAGAGAUAGGCUAAUUAGAUACAUUGAUCAGACUCUCUGGUGAAUUUUAAAGAUUGAAUUAGUUUUUGUGUACAGUAUUUUUUUUUUUUUUCCCUUUUUGGGGAAAGGGAGAAAAGAAACGACUUGUCGUUUUUGUUAUGUUUUGUUGUUAAAGAUAAUAUGGAUGAUGAUGAUGCAAUGAAACAACAAGUAGGUCUCUGUGU
Camelina sativa (false flax) is the source of this 1242-nucleotide messenger RNA. Its product is annotated as transcription factor KUA1. Gene Ontology annotation, molecular function: zinc ion binding; DNA binding. Lineage: Eukaryota; Viridiplantae; Streptophyta; Magnoliopsida; Brassicales; Brassicaceae. Gene Ontology annotation, biological process: response to gibberellin; response to ethylene. The record is from RefSeq and is a predicted model, not a curated record.